AUGAAGCACCUUCUGCUGUUGGGGAUGGCUUUUGCCGCAAUCCACGUCAGCCAUUCAAUCAUUCCAGAUUUCUGUCAGUUGGACCCAGUUGGAGGUGAUGGCCCAAGCUUCAUUCAUUCUAUCCAUUAUAAUCACCUCACUGAUCGCUGCGAGCCUUUCAUAUACUCAGGGAUCGGAGGAAACAGCAACCGUUUUGAAAAAGAAAGAGAGUGCAUAAGAAACUGCUCUGCCAAUGCAGAGGAUAUCUACCCCAUGGAUGAAUCUAAGGCUUGUCACUUUAAAAGGGCCUCAGGUCAAUGUAAAAAUCAGCUUAUGAGAUACUAUUAUGAUCCCAUUCAUGACAAAUGCAAAAAGUUCCAAUGGACUGGUUGCAUUGGAAACGGAAACCGAUUUGUCACCUUUGACAGCUGCAAUCGGACAUGUGAUGGAAUCCACGACGAAGGUGAUGAAAUCGAGGAGGACGAGCCAGACACUCCUAUUGCGAUCAUCUGCGGAGUUUUGCUUGCUGUCAUUAUCGUUUCCAUCUUUGUAACUGUGAUCGUCUUGACAGUUCGUUCAAAGAAAACGAGCGCCAAGAAGAUGGCAGGAGGAAAAAGUAAAGAAUCAAAGUCUGAUACACCUCUUCAGGAACCGGCACUGGAAAUGGCAUAG
This is a messenger RNA of Hippoglossus stenolepis (Pacific halibut), 651 nucleotides long. Its product is annotated as BPTI/Kunitz domain-containing protein. The transcript is spliced from 6 exons. Lineage: Eukaryota; Metazoa; Chordata; Actinopteri; Pleuronectiformes; Pleuronectidae. Bases 1 to 651 code for a protein of 216 amino acids. The record is from RefSeq and is a predicted model, not a curated record. Gene Ontology annotation, molecular function: serine-type endopeptidase inhibitor activity.